This is a messenger RNA of Labrus mixtus (cuckoo wrasse), 2578 nucleotides long. It is a transcript of the gene slc25a10a, whose product is annotated as solute carrier family 25 member 10a. Gene Ontology annotation, molecular function: sulfate transmembrane transporter activity; oxaloacetate transmembrane transporter activity; thiosulfate transmembrane transporter activity. The coding region runs from base 208 to 1152 and encodes 314 amino acids. The transcript has 11 exons. Lineage: Eukaryota; Metazoa; Chordata; Actinopteri; Labriformes; Labridae. The record is from RefSeq and is a predicted model, not a curated record. Gene Ontology annotation, biological process: oxaloacetate transport; phosphate ion transmembrane transport; thiosulfate transport.
CUCUCAAACCAGCUGCACCCCAGUUCUUGGCACAGGCUGAUGGAGCUGGUAUAUGAAGGCUCGCCACCUAGUUUAGCCACAUGUUAAGCCAAAAUGUCCAGCUCUACAUUACCAGAUUCACAUUAAGGACAGUGCACUUUAUUUUAGACUAUAGUGAAUUUAAAAUGAACAGCUUCAAACCAUGGACAGAAGUGAACAGGGAGAUGGAUGAAGACAGCACUAAGUUGUUCCAGCGACCCUUCACAAACCGACUCCUUGCCUUUUUCUUUUGGACUUUGUCUCACUGACAACAUGCAGGAGAACCGCAUUUCUCGUUGGUAUUUUGGUGGAAUCUCCUCAAGUGUGGCCGCCUGUUUAACACACCCUCUGGAUUUGAUUAAGGUGCACUUACAGACGCAGCAGGAGGUGAGGCUGAGGAUGAUUGGGAUGACCGUGAACGUGGUGAGGAGAGAAGGUGUUCUGGCUCUUUACAGUGGCCUCAGCGCGUCGCUCUGUCGGCAGAUGACGUAUUCUUUGGCAAGGUUUGGUAUUUAUGAGACUGUCAGAGACCAGAUGAACAGAGACAAAAAAGGUCUCAUGCCUUUCUACCAGAAAGUCCUGCUGGGUGCCUUUGGGGGGUUUGUAGGUGGUUUUAUUGGGACACCAGCUGACCUGGUGAACGUCAGAAUGCAGAAUGAUAUCAAGUUGCCUGUACAGCUCAGGAGAAAUUAUGUGCAUGCACUUGAUGGACUCCUACGUGUUUUUAAGGAAGAGGGACUGAGGAGUUUGUUCUCUGGUGCUACUUUGGCCUCUACCAGAGGUGCACUGGUCUCUGUUGGACAGCUGUCUUGUUAUGACCAGUCAAAGCAGUUGGUUCUGGCUACUGGUUACCUGACUGACAACAUCCUAACUCACUUCCUGGCCAGUGUGUUUGCAGGGGGAUGUGCCACCAUCCUGUGCCAGCCCCUUGAUGUUGUUAAAACCAGACUGAUGAACUCCAAACAGGAAUAUGGGAGCGUGUUUUACUGUCUGACAGAGACAGCAAAGCUCGGUCCAAAGGCAUUUUACAAGGGACUAGUUCCUGCGGCGAUCCGUCUCAUCCCUCACACAGUCUUCACCUACUUAUUCCUGGAACAACUGAGGCAGCGUUUCGGUGUCAUGGUUGUCGCCUGACAGCGUUGUGAUGAAAUGAUUCCUCCAAGUUCUCAUGGGCAUUUUUAUUUUUAUUUUUACAGUGUCCGUGCUGCUUGGUGUUGGACUUUAUCUCUUUUCUGAUUUCCUCUCUCAAAGUCAAUUAGAUAGAACAAAAACCAGGAGGUCACCUGCUGGUCCCAUUUCCUGAGAUGAACUGUGAAACUAAAAACCACUUACCAACUUCUCUUGUGUUUUUUUUCUUUUUUUUUAAAUAAAUGUGCUUGUUUCUACCUUUUGGAAAAUGUAUCAGUAUGUUUGUGUGUGUGGUUUAAUGUUUUUUCAUUUAUAAUCAUAAUUACUAUAAAAAAAAGUACAUUAAAAAUAGAUUAGAUUCUUUUUUAAAGGAACAGUGAAUAGGAUUUAGUGCCAUCCAGAGUUGAGUUUGCAGAAUGCAGUUCCUCCCAUUCGUGUAUGUAGGAGAACCAACACAGUGGAAACUGAGGCCUAGGCCACACGUAGCUGGGUAUUUUUGAAAAGGGAGGUUUUUCUGUGCCUUUCAUUCACACGUGAACUGUGUUUUAGACCACUGAAAACGCACCUUUUGGAAAACUCCUUCUGUAGACGGAGAAAACUGAGCUUUGGGCUUGUAGCGUCACACUGUGCGCCGGUUUCUCCUCCGUUUGUAAUGAUUGUGGGGCGCUGUCACUUUCUUAAGUGCGAUGGCAGUAGUAACCAAAAUGAGUGCUGGUUUUAAUGUUGCUAACUGGACCUUUUGUAUGCUUACACAUACAUACACAGUUGCUCUCUGUUUACGAGUAGAGGCGCCUGAAUUGAAAACUUUGUAAUUGAAAUGGUCAUUGCACAGGAAUGGCGAGAAAAAUGUAGCAUGUCAAGGACAUUGUUUUUGACUCAUCAAGCCGUAACAAUGCGUUAUACAUUUUCAUGUGGACGAAGAUGUUUUCGAGUACUUAGCGUGUGUGUGGACCAGAUUCUUUUUUAAAAAGGUGGAAAACCUCUGUUUUAAAAAAUACCCUAUUGCGUGUGGACUUAGCCUAAGUGACAAUAUGUGAUUGGCAUUCUUCAUACCCUGUGUUUUGUUUGUCCAUUCUGGGCUUCUGUAGAAACCUGCAUCCAUACUUAAGGACAUGCUUCCUGUGUAGUAAUAAAGGUCACUCCAAGGUAACCCCACAAUGCAGCUAUUCUAAUAAGUUGUUGUUAUAAAAAACGAAGAAUUUACCGUACUUAUGUGUCCGUGUUGUGCAAAGAAAGUCAAACAAAAAAAUCUGUAAAGGGGGAACUGCCUUUAAAUCGAUAUUUACUUUUCAAUAUAUUGAUACUCGACUUGUUCUGUCGCCUUGGACACACUCAUAAAAAGAGUGUUUAUAUAUACUGUGUAUUGUAAUUUUAAUGAUAUGAUGCAGGAUUGGAUGUUUCUGUUGGAGUAUUUUGUGGGGAAAAAUUGCUA